Molecule: messenger RNA, 1732 nt
Organism: Astrephomene gubernaculifera
Lineage: Eukaryota; Viridiplantae; Chlorophyta; Chlorophyceae; Chlamydomonadales; Astrephomenaceae
Source: the annotation of a GenBank genome assembly
GCAGGUUUGCGCUGGCCCAAUGGGCUGGGCGCGGUGGGCCUGCCGGUGGGUCUGGCGAAGGCCAGCCUGGGUGUGGCCAUGCGGCCCGCCGCGGGCACCGUGGAGGCCUUCAGCAAGGUGCUGCAGGGGGUGGGCCUGCUGUGCCUGGGCAAGCGGGGCAUCCAGGGCAAGUUGGCCCGCAGGGUGCAGGCGCCAGGUCUGGCCAUCACGGAUGUGGUGCAGGCGGCCCGGGCCAACGCGGUCCAGGAGGCCUACCAGGCAUCGUUGAUUGCCGCAUGGCAGAAUGCACUUCCCAACAUUUCUUCGUCUCUGGCGGGUGAUGAAGUGGUGGACGUGGUUGCGGCGCGCCCCACCCGCGUGGUGCUGCUGACCAGCCGCCACCUCGCCUACAUCGUCGCAAAGCGACAUUCCUCCUCAUCCUCAUUCUCGUCUACGGCUGCUUCCAGCGGACACGGCGGCGGUGGCGCCUUCACCGUGUCGUACCGCGUCAAGUGGAUCAUCCGCAACGACCACAUCGACAACAUCCGUGGUCUUGAGCGCAACUACGCGGUCAGUGUGGAGUACCACAAGCCCGUCAACCUGGGCCGCAUGUCUCUGAAGCUGCCGCUGCGGAAGGGCAUGCGGACCUCCACCGCGGAGGGGCACAAGAACCUCAUCUUCCGCCUCAACCGCCACAUCGGACACGCCACCUCCGGUGCCUCCCGCGACUUUGGCAGCUUGGCGGCGGCCGCGUCAGGCGGCGGCGCUGCCUCUGCUGGCGUGGACGUUCAGGAGCUGCGCAUCACGAUGCCGCAUGCAGGCCAUGCCAGCUCCGCCGGUGUGGGCGGCGGUGUGGCGGGUUCGCGGGGUGUACCGCUGGGGAUGGUGUCCAGCGGUAGCUUGGGUGGUGGUGCUGGGGCUUGCGUGGACAGCGCCCCUGGGAGUGCGGAGGCGCUCCACAUGGCUGCGACCUCGCGCCCGGGCAGGACGCAGGCCAUGAACUCCAGUUAGUGGGCAUGGCAUGGGGGUCGGCUAGGUGAUAGCUCGUACAGGUGCCUGCUACAAGUGUCAGCAGUAGGUGUACGCGCUCGUACAUGUGGUAGCGGUACAUAUACCCUAGGUGACAUAGCUAGUAUGUUGCGUUCCAUAGACUACCCUGCUCGUCGUCGUCGCCACCGUCGUCGGGAUGGGCCUUUAGCACUACAGUAGGCACGCUUAGGAUAGGACUUACAAGUGAUAUGUUGCAUUCGCAUGCAAUGCGUCUGAUGUUUCCACAUUGUGUACUGCUUGAGAAAUUUUGCCUUGGACGACCAAACCCUCUUCAGUAUAUGUGACGCUUCACGUUCGUUGACACCGAAGUACAAGGUAUCGGGGGAAUGGGAGUUAUGUUUUCUUGAGUGGAGCUGCCUUGGGGCUCGUCAUAGCCCACUCCGCUGCAGCAUCAGCUUCGACCGACGAUGUGCUGCGCCUGUAGAUGCACUACAGAUCAUAACGAAUGUUCGGAUUGGUUGCAAUGAAUUUACCGUGACUACAUGUGGACAUUGGUUCCCCGAGGAGGCGGAUCGCAACACAUCCAUACCUUUAUUCAUGGGGCUGAUGGCCCCGGCGCAGGCUAAGCGUUGCAUGUCUUGUCUUGUCGGAAUACCGUAAACCCCAUUUCUUGUCAUAUGCAUAUAUUUAUGUUCAUGGGUGUCUUGGAGACGAGCGGUGCAACUGGUCUCGCAUCAUGUAGCCAUUAGCCAAGGUUGGCCAG